UGAUUUUGCCGGCGGCGUAUGAUAGAGAGCUGGAUGAGGAUGGCGAUAAAGAGUAGUGAUAUAGAAAGGUGGAGAAACUGAUGAGAUUGUGAACGGAGAUUUCAAUGUCACCGUCACUAGAACCAGCUCAAAUCUCCAUUUCUUCCUUCUAAUAAUCAUUCCUCGUUAUUACCUAUUAUAUCAUCUCUCUCUCCCCAUCCUCAUCCCAUACGGUGAGGUAACAGUUAUGGAAUCUGUAUCCGUUCUUCGUUCCAUCCAGUGCAUAGGUUCUCGUCCACAAUAUGCAGUUGAGAGGCUUCGUCUUGCUCAUUUGCCUUAUGUUGCCUGGCCUUCUAGUGGCCAAUUGUCCUCCCUCAGCCUGACUUCUGGCAAGAACUUCUUGUUAUCAUCAUUCAAGCAGGAAGGACUUCAAGCACCAUGUGCAAAGACAUCUGCUACCUCAUAUAUAGUUAAUACUGCCGAAACUUCUGACUUAAAAAACGGAUCAGCAGCAGCAGAUAGAUCACAAGGGUUGCUAGGGAAGAAUGGACAUAGAAGGGGCACAUUUCCUAAUGGUUUUGAGGCAUUAAUCCUGGAGGUUUGUGAUGGUACAGAGAUCACUGAGCUGAAACUGAAGGUUGCUGACUUUGAAAUGCAUAUGAGGCGGAAUAUUGAAGCUUCACAACCUUCUGUUUCUGUUGCCCUCCCCGUCACAACCAAACCAGUGAUUGUAUCAACUACUCCAGCACCUCCCCCUAAAUCUUCAACAGAUAAAGUCAGCCCAUUUACGAAUGUCUCAGCAGAAAAAUCAACAAAAUUAUCAGCAUUAGAUGCUUCUGGAGCUAGUGGAUAUGUUAUAGUAUCUUCUCCAAUAGUUGGAUCUUUCAGGAGAGGAAGAACUUUGAAAGGAAAGAAACAGCCUCCUGCAUGCAAAGAGGGUGAUGUAAUCAAAGAGGGACAAGUGAUUGGCUUUUUGGACCAGUUUGGCACUGAACUCCCUGUGAAGUCCGAUACAUCUGGAGAAGUCUUACGCGUCCUCUUCAAAGACGGAGGUAUGCUUCUCUUGCAGUUGAUAAAACUUUCAUUAUAGUAAAAAUUCCAUGGAACUAAGUUUUGUUUGGUUGUGAUUUUUCUUCCUUGCAACAGAAGCUGUUGGCUACGGAGAUCCCCUUGUUGCUGUUAUACCCUCGUCGCGUUAAGCCUAUGAUUUGGGCGGGGUGAUGAUUUUUUUUGUUUUGUUUUAAGUUUGCAAUAUGUUUGUGUUAUAUUCCUCCCCAUAAGAGUUGGUUCAUUUGGUGGAAAGUUUUUUGUUGAAUGAAAAGACACUAACUAAUAGUAAUAAGCGAAUAAUGAACUUUAGUUUCAAUAAAUAAUAAUUAAAAACAUUAGAAAGACAAUUUUCAUUAUUGCAU
This is a messenger RNA of Impatiens glandulifera, 1391 nucleotides long. RefSeq lists its product as uncharacterized. NCBI's taxonomy places the organism in Eukaryota, Viridiplantae, Streptophyta, Magnoliopsida, Ericales, Balsaminaceae. Bases 227 to 1069 code for a protein of 280 amino acids. The transcript is spliced from 8 exons. The record is from RefSeq and is a predicted model, not a curated record.